Molecule: messenger RNA, 2001 nt
Organism: Oncorhynchus keta (chum salmon)
Lineage: Eukaryota; Metazoa; Chordata; Actinopteri; Salmoniformes; Salmonidae
Product: collagen alpha-1(I) chain-like
Exons: 2
Coding region: 240-734 (164 amino acids)
Source: RefSeq, a predicted model, not a curated record
AAGCACCAAUAGGGCCAACAAGCACCAAUAGGGCCCAAGAGCACCAACAGGGCCCACGAGCACCAACAGGGCCCACGAGAACCAACAGGGCCCACGAGCACCAACAGGGCCCACAAGCACCAAUAGGGCCCAAGAGCACCAACAGGGCCCACGAGCACCAACAGGGCCCACGAGAACCAACAGGUCCCCACGAGCACCAACAUGGCCCACGAGCACCACCAGGGCCCACGAGCACCAACAUGGCCCACGAGCACCACCAGGGCCCACGAGCACCAACAUGGCCCACGAGCACCAACAAGGCCCACGAGCACCAGCAGGGCCCACGAGAACCAACAGGGCCCACGAGAACCAACAGGGCCCACGAGCACCAACAGGGCCCACGAGCACCAACAGGGCCCAUGAGCACCAACAGGGCCCAUCAGCACCAACAGGGCCAACAGGGCCCAUCAGCACCAACAGGGCCCAUGAGCACCAACAGGGCCCAUCAGCACCAACAGGGCCCAUCAGCACCAACAGGGCCAACAGGGCCCAUCAGCACCAACAGGGCCCAUCAGCACCAACAGGGCCAACAGGGCCCAUCAGCACCAACAGGGCCCAUCAGCACCAACAGGGCCAACAGGGCCCAUCAGCACCAACAGGGCCAACAGGGCCCAUCAGCACCAACAGGGCCCAUCAGCACCAACAGGGCCCAUCAGCACCAACAGGGCGGCCAUGUGAAAUUGGGGGUCAAAUGAAAGCUAAGAGCCCCCCCAAAAAAUGAAAUGAAGCUAUAUAUACCCCCCAUCCUAUAAAUGAGGAAUAAACAAAGACUUUGAUUUCUGGUCAAACAGAUGAAAACGGGGUCUUAGAAAAGCUCUCUCAGAAACACUCUUACAAGGUGUUAUAAAUACAGCAAUCAAUACAAUGUAUUUAUGUAGCCAUCCGCUGAUAUCUCAAAGUGCUGUACAGAAACCCAACCUAAAACCCCAAACAGCAAGCAAUGCAGGUGUAGAAGCACGGUGGCUAGGAAAAACUCCCUAGAAAAGGCCAGUAGAGAGAGAGAGGUAGAGACAGCCGGUGCAGUAGAGAGAGGUAGAGACAGCCGGUGCGGUAGAGAGAGAGAGGUAGAGACAACCGGUGCGGUAGAGAGAGAGAGGUAGAGACAGCCGGUGCGGUAGAGAGAGAGAGGUAGAGACAGCCGGUGCGGUAGAGAGAGAGAGGUAGAGACAGCCGGUGCGGUAGAGAGAGAGAGGUAGAGACAGCCGGUGCGGUAGAGAGAGAGAGGUAGAGACAACCGGUGCGGUAGAGAGAGAGAGGUAGAGACAGCCGGUGCAGUAGAGAGAGAGAGGUAGAGACAGCCGGUGCAGUAGAGAGAGAGAGGUAGAGACAGCCGGUGCGGUAGAGAGAGAGAGGUAGAGACAACCGGUGCGGUAGAGAGAGAGAGGUAGAGACAGCCGGUGCGGUAGAGAGAGAGAGGUAGAGACAGCCGGUGCGGUAGAGAGAGAGAGGUAGAGACAGCCGGUGCAGUAGAGAGAGAGAGGUAGAGACAGCCGGUGCGGUAGAGAGAGAGAGGUAGAGACAGCCGGUGCAGUAGAGAGAGAGAGGUAGAGACAGCCGGUGCGGUAGAGAGAGAGAGGUAGAGACAGCCGGUGCGGUAGAGAGAGAGAGGUAGAGACAGCCGGUGCGGUAGAGAGAGAGAGGUAGAUGAAUAUCAACACUUACUGUAUGUUUAGUUUUGGAGACAUUUUCCUUCCUUCUGUAAGUUUAAGAAAUAUUGCCUUGUAUCUUGUAAUUCUUUUACCACAACCACAAUAUUGUCUAAUUUCUCUCCCUCAUGAGGAGGGGCAUAAUGACAGCCCGCAGAAAAAGUACAGGUAGACCUAUCAAUUUGUUAUAGUUCUUUUACUGAUAUACAUGUUGUUUAUAAAUUAUCAAGUGAUUAAAACUUGAAAUUCCCUAACCAAAUCGGUAAUGGAAUUUCCAUAAACGUUUGUAACGGAAUUUCUGCCAUUUAAUUUUCUA